This is a messenger RNA of Lucilia sericata (common green bottle fly), 1049 nucleotides long. RefSeq lists its product as uncharacterized. The transcript has 3 exons. Bases 237 to 992 code for a protein of 251 amino acids. Lineage: Eukaryota; Metazoa; Arthropoda; Insecta; Diptera; Calliphoridae. The record is from RefSeq and is a predicted model, not a curated record. Gene Ontology annotation, biological process: sensory perception of smell. Gene Ontology annotation, molecular function: odorant binding.
GCUGCUUUGAUUAGCCUUAGCUCAGAAGAGACUUAGAGUUCGUUAUCAGCUGGUAUAUUUUUUGUGGAUUAGAAAAGGGUAGCUAAUAGCGGUGUUUUUUCGCUGAUAUGUUUUGCUAAAAAUAUUUUUUGAAAAAUACCAAAAAAAUAGUUCCUACUUUAGCAUAAUUAUGUCAGUUUAUAAUUAUAUUUCUUAAUGACAACAUUAGAAAUAAUUUUUAAAUAAACCGGAUCAAAAUGAAAACAUUUAAUUUAUUACUUUUAAAUUUAUGUUUAAUAACAAUAACGUCUUUGGCUUCAGCAGAUCUAGAUGCUAAAGAGGGACGUGUUAUAGCAGAGUGCUUAGAUCGUUUUGGUGGUCCUACUUUAGAGAAUGCCGAACGUUUACAGCGUUUUAAACAGUGGUCUGAUACCUAUGAGGAAAUUCCCUGUUUUACUCACUGUUAUCUAAGUAAAAUGUUUGAUUUCUAUAACGAAACCAAGGGCUUCAAUGGACCUAAUGUUAUCAAACAAUUUGGCAAUGUUAUCUAUGAGGCCUGUAAAGCAAAACUAGUAGAGGGCAAUGAUCAAUGUGAAGUGGCCUACAGUGGUUUCCAUUGCAUGGUUAAUCUGGAAAAUGAUCCUUUUGUAGUAAUUGAAAGUAUGCAGGGCUUAAAUGCCGAUGCCAAAUUGGCCAUGAAAGAUUGCUUGCACAAAUUCGAUCAAUAUGAAUGGCAACGAUUUGGUGAAUAUAGCGAUUAUCCCGUUAAGGAACCCAUACCUUGCUACACUCGUUGUUUUGUGGAAAAAUUACAAUUGUUCAAUCAUCGUUUACGCAAAUGGAAUACUAAGAGUAUGCUUGAGAAAUUAGGUUUCCCAAAUGAGAAUGCAAAUAUAUCCGCUUGUUUAGCUAUGGGUCAGAGACGUACACGUAACUCAUGUGCCUGGAUGUAUAGAGAGUUUAUUUGCUUUUUAAUGUCUAGAAAUCAAAAUAAUGUAGAAAAGAAAUAUUAAAUUAGUGUUGUUUAAUUUUAAAUAAAAUAUAAGAGUAAUCAUUGUAAAAUGUUGAAA